AUGACAGUGACAUCAGUGUUCAUAAUAGGUGAAUGUGCUGUAAAAAUCAGAGCCGAAAUUCUCUUGCAGCCUAAAUUAAAAAGCCCAAAAUCUGCUUUGCCAGGAACAAAUAAUGUAAUGUUUAAGAUUUUCAGCAAAGUUGAAAAGGUGGUACAGAGAGUGUCUAUGAUCCUGUACCCAGAUUCCCCCAUUGUUAACAUCUUACAUCACUCUGAUAACAUUUGUCACAACCAAGGAACCAACGUGGAUAGGUUACUGUUAACUAAACUCACUACCCUGGGAAAUCUUACAUCUUCCAGCACCGUGUUUUUCUGCUGUGAUAUGCAAGAAAGGUUCAGACCAGCCAUCAAAUAUUUUGGGGAUAUUAUUAGUGUGGGACAAAGACUGUUGCAAGGGGCCCGGAUUUUAGGAAUUCCAGUUAUUGUAACAGAACAGUACCCUAAAGGUCUUGGAAGCACUGUUCAAGAAAUUGAUUUAACAGGGGUAAAACUGGUACUUCCAAAGACCAAGUUUUCAAUGGUAUUACCAGAAGUAGAGGCGGCAUUAGCAGAGAUUCCUGGAGUCAGGAGUGUUGUAUUGUUUGGAGUAGAAACGCAUGUAUGCAUCCAACAAACCGCUCUGGAGCUAGUUGGCCGAGGAAUUGAGGUUCAUAUUGUUGCUGAUGCCACCUCAUCAAGAAGCAUGAUGGACAGGAUGUUUGCUCUUGAGCGUCUUGCUCGAACUGGGAUUAUAGUGACCACGAGUGAGGCUAUUCUGCUACAGCUGGUGGCUGAUAAAGACCAUCCAAAAUUCAAAGAAAUUCAGAAUCUUAUUAAGGCAAGUGCCCCAGAGUCGGGUCUGCUUUCCAAAGUAUAGGACAUUUGAAGGACUGAUAUGCUGCUCACCAUGAGGGACAGGACUGUAAGCCCAGACAAGCUCUCGUCUCUGUUAGAAAUAAAAUGUUAAGUCAAAAA
This is a messenger RNA of Galeopterus variegatus (Sunda flying lemur), 953 nucleotides long. RefSeq names its product isochorismatase domain containing 1 (gene ISOC1). The record is from RefSeq and is a predicted model, not a curated record. The transcript has 6 exons. Gene Ontology annotation, cellular component: cytoplasm. The coding region runs from base 1 to 855 and encodes 284 amino acids. Lineage: Eukaryota; Metazoa; Chordata; Mammalia; Dermoptera; Cynocephalidae.